CAUGUUUUUUUUCGCCUUUGUUACAUAUAUAUAUAUACAUAUACAACAUGGCUGGAUUAUAGAAUAGCCACCGCUGCGAAUAGGACAUAUGCAAGGCGAGUUUAGUCCUGAUUAAGAACAUCCCAACAAUACAGUUGGAGUUGUUUUAGGGUUAGACGAGUCCCACGUUACGUUGUUUUAAAGAUGCAUAGUCUCACUAAAGCAACGCUGGUUUUAAAUGGAAUUGGGCGGCGGUGUGUUGCUAUGAAUCGUUUUUCAGGAGCAAGAAUCAUUUGCAGGGGACUCGCGUGUGCAGCAGAACAUGGGGAACAUGAAAUUAGCUUUAUGAUGUCAUUAUAUCUGGAGGAGGAAUGGUUGGGACCGCUAUGGCUUGGUCUUUACGUGAGUCGAGGCACGGAUCCAAUCUUGGAGGGGAAGAAGAUUCUGCUGCUUGAGGCAGGCAACAAAAUGGUGAUGGACAAGGUCCCAGACGCCUAUAGUACCAGAGUCCGCUCCAUCAGCCCAGGUUCUGCCACCCUCCUCAGGGGUGCACAAUUAGCAGGUGUUGGAGCAUGGAAUCACAUUAUGAACAUGAGAUGUAAGCCCUAUCAGAAGAUGCAGGUUUGGGAUGCCUGCUCAGAUGCCCUGAUUACAUUCGAUAAGGAGAACCUGCAGGGCGAGAUGGCAUACAUUGUGGAGAACGACAUCAUUGUGGCAGCCCUAACAAAACAGCUGGAGAAUCUGUCUGAUCAGGUGAAGGUCCAGUACAAAACCAAGGUGGUGAUGUACACUUGGCCCAAGUCUCACCAGGUAGCUGAAUCCAUCCCCUGGGUUCAGGUCACCCUGGCCAAUGGACAGACAUUUCAAACCAAACUACUGAUUGGAGCAGAUGGGCCAAAUUUGAUGGUGAGGCAGGAGGCGGGGAUAUCCCACGGUCAAGUGGAAUUACGACCAAUCAGCUGUUGUGGCUGUCCUGCAUCUCCAACAGAGACCAAUGUUGCGUGGCAGAGGUUCCUUCCAAUAGGACCCAUAGCAAUGUUACCGUUGUCAGACACAGAGAGCUCUUUGGUGUGGUCGACUAGCUACUGCAGCUAGUUGAGGAGAGCUUUGUGGACACCAUCAACUCUGCCUUUGUGAGUCAGGCCUGACCCUACCAAAUCAGCGAAUGACAAUGAGGAACAAGUGCCAAAAUACAGCAGAGAGAGAAAUGGAUAUCUGAUAUAUCCAUAUGUGAUAUGAAAAUAACAUUUAUGAAUGGAAAUGCUAUUGUUAAAAUACCAACAUAUGCACACUAAGUGCACCAAUGAACCAGUUAGCCAAUACCAAUGGGUGCACUUGUCACUGUUCUCUAUCUACACUACAUCAUACGUGUAGACAAUGCCAACGUUGCCGGCCUAAAGUUGCUUUCCCAAGCCGGCUAUUUUUACUGGUCCUGCCAAUAGGGUCACCCCGGUUCAGUCAUGCUUGCUUUCAGGCCUGGUUCGCUAAUUAAACCUGUGGUCUGCCAGUGUUGGUCAUUACUGCAUGGAAUGGUUUUCAAACUUAGCUAAUUCAACAGCAUGGCCUGACCAGCUUCUUCUUUUAAUUAGAAAGGCUCCUGUAAUGCCGCCAAACCAUUUUGUUAGAAAGGAAAAGUACACACACUCUGCAUUUCUGCUCUAGUUUGCAUCUUUGUUAACUUCUUCUCUCUAAUUGUCUACCACACCCCUCUCUAUCUUUUCUGUACCGCCCCCUUCUCUGUCUGUCUAUUCCUCUACCCUCUGUUACUGCCUCUCUUUUUCUGUCUCUUCCUUUCUGGCUUGAUCUCUUCCUCUGUCUCUCUCUUCCUCUCUCCCUUUGUGUCUUUGUGUCUCUCUCUGUCUCCCUCUUAUCUGUCGUCUUUGUCUGCCAGUGGCGUGGCAAGAAUCGGCCCAAAAAGCCGGGUCAUGUUCCUCCUGGGCAUGGGCCACGCAUCAGAGUACAUCAGGCACCGGGUGGCCCUCAUCAGGGGCCAUGCAGCAUCUGUUGGAAUAUGAGGCGGAACGGCAGCGACACAACCUGC
Oncorhynchus gorbuscha (pink salmon) is the source of this 2020-nucleotide messenger RNA. Its product is annotated as ubiquinone biosynthesis monooxygenase COQ6, mitochondrial-like. The record is from RefSeq and is a predicted model, not a curated record. The transcript is spliced from 9 exons. Gene Ontology annotation, molecular function: oxidoreductase activity. Bases 184 to 1074 code for a protein of 296 amino acids. Gene Ontology annotation, cellular component: mitochondrion. NCBI's taxonomy places the organism in Eukaryota, Metazoa, Chordata, Actinopteri, Salmoniformes, Salmonidae. Gene Ontology annotation, biological process: ubiquinone biosynthetic process.